This is a messenger RNA of Pelobates cultripes (western spadefoot toad), 215 nucleotides long. The record is from the annotation of a GenBank genome assembly. NCBI's taxonomy places the organism in Eukaryota, Metazoa, Chordata, Amphibia, Anura, Pelobatidae.
AUGUUCCCAGAGACCUCACAGGCAUUGCCUGUCACCAAGCCACACACUCACCCAAACGGGAUCAAACAGGUAAAGGCAUGGACACCUCGAGCACUGAGCUGCCCGAAGGGGCAAAAGCAGCAAGACACCCACAAGCGACGGAGGACCGAAGUUCCGCUGGACAGUAGCAGGAACCUGCUGACAGCCCCAGGGAACCGUCAAGUAAACCGGCGGAG